Messenger RNA from Setaria italica (foxtail millet), 1960 nucleotides. RefSeq names its product probable indole-3-acetic acid-amido synthetase GH3.12. Bases 1 to 1794 code for a protein of 597 amino acids. NCBI's taxonomy places the organism in Eukaryota, Viridiplantae, Streptophyta, Magnoliopsida, Poales, Poaceae. The record is from RefSeq and is a predicted model, not a curated record. Gene Ontology annotation, molecular function: acid-amino acid ligase activity. The transcript has 3 exons. Gene Ontology annotation, cellular component: cytoplasm.
AUGGAGGAGAAGAAGGAUGAGUUCAGCGCGGAGAAGGUGAUCGCCGAGUUCGAGCGCCUGUCGGGGGACGCCGCCGCCGUCCAGCGGGAGACGCUGCGGCGGAUCCUCGCCGACAACGCCGCCGCCGAGUACCUCCAGGUCCGGGGCCUCGCCGGCUGCACCGACCCGGACAGCUUCCGGUCCUGCGUGCCGCUCUCCACGCACGCCGACGUCGAGCCCUACAUUGCGCGCAUCGCCGACGGCGACACCUCCGCCGUCCUCACCGCCACGCCCGUCACCUCCAUCUCCCUCAGCUCCGGCACCACGCAGGCGAAGCGCAAGUACCUGCUCUUCAACGACGAGAUCUUCAGGUCAGCGAUGCAGACGUACCAGACGUCCUUCGCUUUCAGGAACAGGGCUUUCCCCGUCGAGGAUGGCAAGUCGCUGCAGUUCAUCUAUGCCAGUAGGCAAUUCACGACCAAGGGCGGUCUCACGGCGACGACGGCCACCACCAACUUGUACAAUAAAGAGGAGUUCAGGAGCAACAUGCGAUCCAUCCAGUUGGAUUGCUGCAGCCCCCGCGAGGUUCUCUUCUGCCCUGACUUCAGGGAGUCGCUCUACUGCCACCUCCUCUGCGGCCUCCUCUUCGCCGCCGAGGUCCGCACGGUGUCCGCCACGUUCGCGCACAGCCUCGUGCUCGCGUUCGAGACGUUGGAGACGGUGUGGGAGGAGCUCUACGCCGACAUCCGCCGUGGCGCGCCGUCGCCGGCGCGGGUCACCGAUCCGGCCGUCCGGCGGGCCGUGUCGGCCCUCCUCGCCGCCCCGAACCCCGCGCUCGCCGACGAGGUCGCGCGCAGGUGCGCCGGGCUCAGCGACUGGUACGGCGUGAUCCCGGCGCUGUGGCCCAACGCCAAGUACGUGAGCACGAUCGUGACGGGGUCCAUGGAGCACUACGUCAAGAAGCUCCGGCACUACGCCGGCGGCCUGCCGCUGGUCGCCACGGAGUACGGCGCGUCGGAAGGGAUGAUCGGUCCCAACGUGGAGCCGGAGAUGCCGCCGGAGUCAGCCACGUUCGCCGUGCUCCCCAACAUUGGCUACUUCGAGUUCAUCCCUCUCAAGACUAGCGACGCCGGCGCUGCUGCUGCCGACGCGUGCUACGCGGACGCGAAGCCCGUUGGCCUGACAGAUGUCACCGUUGGUGAGAGUUACGAAGUUGUCAUGACCACCUUCACAGGAUUGUACCGGUACCGUUUGGGGGACGUGGUAAGGGUGGCCGGCUUCUACAACAAUACGCCCAAGCUCAAAUACAUGGGCCGGAGAAGCCUCACGCUGUCCAUCAACGUCGACAAGAACACCGAGCAGGACGUCCAACACGCCGUCGACGGUGCGGCCAAGAUCCUCGCCGCCGAGAGGCUGGAGGUCGUGGACUACACCAGCUACGCCGACUUGUCCUCCAACCCCGGCCACUACGUCGUCUUCUGGGAGCUCAACGACGGCGAGGUCGUCAGUGAUGAUGGCAAGCUACUACUGCAGAGCUGCUGCGACGAGCUGGACAGGGGCUUCGUCGACGCCGGGUACUUGGGCUCGAGGAUAACGCGCGCCAUCGGGCCACUGGAGUUGCGGGUGCUGCGGCGGGGCACCUUUGAGGAGGUGCUCCGCCAUUACCUCUCCCUCGGUGCGCCGGUGAACCAGUUCAAGUUGCCGCGCUGCGUGCCCCGGUCCAACUCCGCCGUUCUUCAGAUCCUCUCCAGCAAUACUCUGAAGGCCUUCUUCAGCACAGCCUAUGACGGAUCGAAGCCAGCGGCCGUACGAUAAGCGUAGCAGCGUGGGAAAGUUGCAAAGCUCAUGCUGCUCUCUCGCAGUUCAUGAUCAGGAUUUGGGAGUAAAUUCAGGGUGCUUAAUGUGAGUGUGACAGAAUUUGGGCAGUUCCAGUUAGUAUGAGUGAUUUCUUGGUGCCAAGCGAACUGUUCUGUUUUCUUAA